Carassius carassius (crucian carp) is the source of this 2728-nucleotide messenger RNA. RefSeq names its product 2-hydroxyacylsphingosine 1-beta-galactosyltransferase-like. The transcript is spliced from 6 exons. The record is from RefSeq and is a predicted model, not a curated record. Gene Ontology annotation, molecular function: UDP-glycosyltransferase activity. Lineage: Eukaryota; Metazoa; Chordata; Actinopteri; Cypriniformes; Cyprinidae. Bases 399 to 2024 code for a protein of 541 amino acids.
UCCCUGUGAGUCAUAUUUAUAGCACAGCUCUACCUAUAUACAAGCGCGCGUGAUGACGCACCUCAAAUGCAAAUGUCAAAUGCAAACCUGACGCUUCCCGGGGGAUCUGAGGGAAGGCUGAAGUCUUUCUAUUUUUCUAGUGUUUAAAUUGUUCAACCACUCCCUGCUGUGACUGUGAACAGAGGUUUCGUAUAUCCCGCCCUCCCUGGAGUUCUGACACACAACGCCCCAUCUCAUUGCCACUAGGAUAACCACCUCGCCUGUUGUGGCAAACGGGGCAGUUUUAACCAGCCAACACCAUUUGUGGAUUUAUGUAAAAGUGUCAGAAGCUCAGGAGAGCGAGGGGACGCGAAUUCCAGACUUUCGGACACCGAUCUGCCGGGUUCACCUGUACAGGCAUGAAGGCUUUUUUCCAGCUUGCCACAUUGCUGUGGUGUUUAACGGCAAGUUUCUCCUGGGCAGCUAAGAUUGUGGUAGUUCCUCCAAUUAUGUUUGAGAGCCACCUUUAUAUUUUUAAAACCCUGGCCUCUGCUCUCCAUGCUGAGGGACAUGACACAGUCUUCCUGGUCUCCGAAGGUCGCGAGGUCCCACCUUCCAACCAUUAUCGUCUCCAGCGCUACCCUGGAAUCUUUAACAGCACCUCAGCCGAUGACUUCCUCCAAUCAAAAGUUCACAACAUUUUCUCAGGUCGUCUCACAGCACUGGAACUUUUCGACAUCCUUGACCAUUAUUCUCAAAACUGUGAUGCCGUUGUUGGGAGUGCUUCUGUUAUGGAGCAGCUAAAACGUGAAAAGUUUGACCUCCUGCUCGUUGAUCCUAAUGAAAUGUGUGGAUUUGUUAUAGCUCACAUCUUGGGUGUCCAGUAUGCAGUAUUCAGCACAGGACUGUGGUACCCUGCGGAAGUUGGGGCGCCAGCACCUCUGUCUUACGUCCCAGAAUUUAACUCUCUACUAACGGACCGUAUGUCAUUGUUCCAACGGGUAGCUAACACAGCAGUGUACCUUGUUUCCAGAUUUGGUGUCCGGUUCCUGGUUUUGCCCAAGUAUGAUCGCAUCAUGAGGAAAUACAACAUCCAGCCAUCUGUGUCCAUGCAUGAUCUAGUUCAGAACAGUCGACUCUGGAUGCUGUGUACUGACAUGGCCCUCGAGUUCCCACGACCCACUCUGCCACAUGUUGUCUAUGUAGGUGGCAUCCUCACCAAACCCCCCAGCCCCUUGCCACAGGAGUUUGAAGCCUGGGUGAAGGAAACAGAUGAACAUGGUUUCGUAGUGGUGUCGUUUGGUGCAGGAGUUAAGUAUCUGUCAGAUGACAUUGCUCGGAAACUUGCAGGAGCCUUGAGCCGUCUUCCCCAGAGAGUCAUCUGGAGGUUCUCUGGAGUUCCUCCUUCCAAUCUUGGCAACAAUACUAAACUAGUGGAGUGGAUGCCACAGAACGACCUGUUGGGCCACACAAACACACGGGCCUUCUUGAGCCAUGGGGGCUUGAACAGCAUCUAUGAGGCCAUGUAUCACGGCGUGCCCGUGGUGGGGGUUCCACUGUUUGGAGAUCACUAUGACACCAUGACGCGAGUUCAGGCCAAAGGCAUGGGCAUAAUGCUUGAGUGGAAAAGGAUGAGUGAAGAAGACCUUUACACUGCCAUGGUUAAUGUCAUUACAGACACAAGGUAUCGUGAGCGAGCACAGCUGCUGUCUCAGAUUCAUAAAGAUCAGCCUGGUCAUCCAGUGAAUCGGGCGGUUUACUGGAUUAGCUAUAUACUGCGUCAUCGUGGCGCCGACCACCUCCGCUCUGCAGUCUAUGAGAUCGCCACCUACCAGUAUUUCUUAUUGGAUGUCGCUGUGGUGAUAGGAGUGUGCCUGCUUCUCCUUGGCUACUUGUUAUUCCGAAUAGGCAAGUGCAUCCGGUCACGAAUGGUGCGCGGUUCAUCUCCGGAAGAGAAGGUGAAUGGACAUUGUCAUAAUGGAAUUCCAAAUGGCAAGCACAAAAGAAAUGGCCAUGUUAGAAGUACGGAGAAGAAACUAAAGUAAAGCACUAGGAGAAAUCAAAACUAACGCUUCACUAAAAAGAAGAAUUAACUACUCUUCACUCAAAGCAGGGCCUAUCCAGGAAAUAAAUAAAUGGGUCAUUAAAGUAACAAACCAACCAUUAUAACAACAAACUGUAACUGGGAAGCCAAAGUAAGGAAGAAUGGAAGAAAACCAGAAAACAUAAACGGAAAGCUCCUGAGAAUAUAUAUUUUUUUCUCCCCUGUUGAAUGGAGAUAACGUUCACUUGUAGUCCUGACUGUUGAGUUUAUCCUUGUGGAAAAAGCAACAGUUUUUGAAGUUUAGGACAUAACGAGAAGCUAUCAUGCUAGGGGGCAUCAGGUUUUACUACAUCCAAAUACAACAGAGAUCUAUAUCUAUUUAUAGAAAUGUCAUACUUUUUUUGUGCGCUGAAUUUAAUUUAUGUUCUAUAUUUAUGUUUCACGCACUCCAUCCCUCCUUUGUUUUAAUUUCUUCAGAAAUAUUAAUUCUUGGAUGUUAGCAGCGCUAGCAAGCUAGCAUAUUUGCUAGUGUUUAUGUUGCCAGCUUUGCCUUAAUCUUUUAAUAGAAUUUUCAGUCUGCUAACAUACAACUUCAUUCCUUGUAGAAGCAAAUCUGCACUAGUUAAUGCUGCUGGUUAUGCUAGCUAUGUAAAAUACUAGAGAUUUUGAUGGAUGGGGAUAGUUAAACUUGAAACUUUGUUUCCA